Halteromyces radiatus is the source of this 168-nucleotide messenger RNA. RefSeq lists its product as uncharacterized. The transcript has a single exon. The record is from RefSeq and is a predicted model, not a curated record. Gene Ontology annotation, molecular function: actin binding. NCBI's taxonomy places the organism in Eukaryota, Fungi, Mucoromycota, Mucoromycetes, Mucorales, Cunninghamellaceae. Gene Ontology annotation, biological process: actin cytoskeleton organization. The annotation marks the transcript as partial.
UUCAUCACUACGACCAAGGUACAGGAUACAUUUUCCAAACAUGAUUAUGAUCGAGCUUCCGAUCCAUAUGCGGUAUGUACUCGAUUGACGGCGCUAUUGGCUCAACAAAUCAAGGAUGAACUGAAUACAUUCAAGCUGCAAGAAAUGAUGGUCCAUCAUCAAUCCCGG